AUGCAAGCUUUAAGCAUUUGGCCAUUAAAGUUUGGUCUUUUGGUUGGAUCAAGAUUGGAAUUUGAGUUGAAUUGUUCUUGUUUUGUAGUUAGCCCUAAGACUAGAAAGAGGCAUUGUUUUGUUGAGCAGUCUUGUUUUGGUAGUAUCUCUAGCUUGAUCUUGGUUUCUAGUGAUAGAAAAGUUGAAGGUUUGGCUAUAAACCCAACCUCAAAAGUUCUGUUUCUGUGUGAGCCAAAGAGAAGGUUGUUGGGAUCAUCUGUUGGGGUAGGAUGGGCCACGGAACAACGAGAACUCGGGGAGGAAGUUUCCAGGGAAGAUUCAAGUUCAGUUACUGCAUUAGAUUUUGAUCAUUCUGAAUCACAGGCUGUAAGUGGAGGAAAAGAAACAAAAUCUAGAGUUAAUGUUAGAGAAUUGGCAUAUAGUUUACGAGCUGCUAAGACAGCGGAUGACGUGGAUGUUGUUCUCAAGGAGAAGGGAGAGUUGCCUCUUCAAGUAUAUUGUGCUAUGAUAAGGGGUUUUGGCAAGGACAAGAGAUUAAAGCCUGCAAUGGCAGUAGUAGAUUGGCUUAAGAGGAAGAAGAGUGAGUCAGGGGGUUUGAUCGGUCCAAAUCUUUUCAUAUAUAACAGUCUUUUGGGUGCCAUGAAAGAAUCGAGUGGGUUUGGAGAAGCAGAGAAGAUACUGAGUGAUAUGGAGGAAGAAGGGAUUGUUCCGAACAUUGUUACUUACAAUACUUUGAUGGUUAUUUACAUGGAGGAAGAAGAGUUCCACAAGGCCCUUGGGAUUCUUGAUUUAGUCAAGGAAAAAGGUUUUGAGCCUUCCCCGGUAACAUAUUCCACAGCUUUGUUGGUCUACAGAAGAAUGGAAGAUGGAAUGGGAGCUCUUGAGUUCUUUGUUGAAUUGAGAGAAAAAUACUUGAAGAAGGAAAUAGGGAAUGAUGCAGACUACGAUUGGGAAUUUGAGUUUGUUAAGCUUGAAAACUUCAUUGGUAGAAUAUGCUACCAAGUGAUGAGGCGGUGGCUGGUUGAAAAUGAAAACUUGACCACUAAAGUGCUGAAGCUUUUGAAUGCAAUGGACAAUGCAGGGCUUAAACCAAGUAGGGAAGAGCACGAGAGGCUUAUAUGGGCGUGUACACGUGAAGAACAUUACAUUGUUGGUAAAGAGUUGUACAAAAGAAUUAGAGAGAAGUUUCCUGAGAUAAGUCUAUCUGUCUGCAACCACUUGAUUUGGCUGAUGGGUAAAGCUAAAAAAUGGUGGGCGGCGUUAGAGAUCUACGAGGAUCUUCUUGACGAAGGACCUGAACCGAACAACAUGUCUUACGAGCUAGUGGUCUCUCAUUUCAAUAUCUUGCUGAGUGCAGCUAGCAGGAGAGGUAUAUGGAGAUGGGGAGUUAGGUUACUUAACAAGAUGGAAGAUAAAGGAUUGAAACCGCAGAGCAGACAUUGGAACGCGGUUCUUGUGGCGUGUUCAAAAGCAUCUGAGACCGCAGCUGCAAUCCAAAUCUUUAAAGGAAUGGUUGAAAACGGCGAAAAGCCAACGAUUAUCUCAUACGGUGCACUCCUCAGCGCUCUUGAGAAAGGGAAGUUAUAUGACGAGGCGUUUCGGGUUUGGAACCAUAUGAUUAAGGUAGGGAUCGAGCCGAAUCUUUAUGCCUACACGAUAAUGGCUUCGGUAUUGACAGGACAGAAAAAAUUCAAUCUUUUGGAUACCCUUCUCAAGGAAAUGACUUCAAAAGGUAUUGAGCCAAGCGUUGUGACUUACAACGCGAUUAUAAGCAGUUGCGCAAGAAACGAGCUAAGCGGUGUGGCCUACGAGUGGUUUCACCGUAUGAGAGGUGAGAAUAUUGAGCCUAAUGAGAUAACUUACGAGAUGUUGAUUGAGGCUCUUGCGAAUGAUGCGAAACCAAGGCUUGCUUAUGAGUUACAUUUGAAGGCUCAAAACGAUGGGCUUAAGCUAUCUUCCAAGCCGUACGAUGCGGUUGUUAGAUCUGCUGAGAGUUAUGGAGCCAUCAUUGAUCUUAAUCUGUUGGGUCCUCGACCAGACAAAGAGAAGAGAGCUUAG
Molecule: messenger RNA, 2058 nt
Organism: Arabis nemorensis
Lineage: Eukaryota; Viridiplantae; Streptophyta; Magnoliopsida; Brassicales; Brassicaceae
Source: the annotation of a GenBank genome assembly